This is a messenger RNA of Scheffersomyces amazonensis, 691 nucleotides long. Its product is annotated as phosphatase regulator. Gene Ontology annotation, cellular component: cytoplasm. NCBI's taxonomy places the organism in Eukaryota, Fungi, Ascomycota, Pichiomycetes, Serinales, Debaryomycetaceae. The transcript has a single exon. The record is from RefSeq and is a predicted model, not a curated record. The coding region runs from base 76 to 465 and encodes 129 amino acids. Gene Ontology annotation, molecular function: protein phosphatase inhibitor activity.
UUUUAAUUAAUAACUCAAUUGAAUUAUUGGAUUUAAUAAUUGAUCAAUUAAGCCAUUAAUUAUACUCAAUUCAUCAUGUCCACAUCACCAUUAAGCGAAGAUGAUCCCUUGGGACCACCAAAAAAUACUCAAAACUUAGAUUUAUCUAAAUUAUCCCCAGAAGAACUAACAAUUUAUAGGAGGUAUGGUAAAUUGCCAACUACACAACAAAUUCUUUCAAACAAAUUUAGAGAAAAGAAAUACUUUGAUAGUGGAGAUUAUGCUAUGCAAAAGCAAGGAGGUAAUAAAAGUGCUUUAUUUCCUGGUGUAGGUGUACCUUUAAGACAUCCUAAUGCUGAAAAAGUUAAGGAGAUGUCUAAUCGAAAUAGUAUUAGUGCAUCUAAUGCGGGCUUCUUAUUUAAUGGAAAAUCAAGUUUAUUGAAUGAGUCAACCCCAGAUAAGAAUCAAGAAACAAAAGAAUCUUGAUUUAUAGCAAGAAAUAUUACUAUUAACUAUGGCGUUUAGAACUGAAGUCUUCAUUAAAACCGAAACAAGGGGGGAAGGGAUAUACCAAGAAAUGAAACAAUCUUUUACAUUCACUUGAUAGUUGGUCAAGAAUAUCAUAAAGAUUCCUCCAUUACCAUAAAAUAUAAUAAAUAUCUAACCCACUGAACACAGUACAUCACAAUCGAAAAAUCAAUGCAACUGCAUU